Molecule: messenger RNA, 2847 nt
Organism: Cephus cinctus (wheat stem sawfly)
Lineage: Eukaryota; Metazoa; Arthropoda; Insecta; Hymenoptera; Cephidae
Gene: mrj
Product: dnaJ homolog subfamily B member 6-B
Exons: 9
Coding region: 618-1727 (369 amino acids)
Molecular function (GO): Hsp70 protein binding
Source: RefSeq, a predicted model, not a curated record
AUGUAUCAUGGUCAAUCGAGUGCAGUCUAGUGUCUUCGUUCGAGUGGUACGUGUCGGUUAAUAUAACUUUCUCUUAACCCGUAAUAUCGCAUAUUUUACAAGUACUUCAUCUGCAAGAAAAACAACUGUGAAAUAUCGAAAAAUUUUCUGUUCAUCCCAUAUAAUCCACGUGAUCAGUGUUCGCGUUACGCGCAACUUCUAGAGCACAGAAGAGUAAAAAAGCCGAAGAACCACGCCACCAUCUUGAAUAUCGAUCGUGCUAUUUGUUUGUGACUAAGUUCGUACGACAGUCUUUUCGAGAGUCUGAUCAGUUUUCACGUAGCUUCGGCGUCGUAGACGUCGCCGCUGUGCAAUUCUGCAACUGUGUUCUGUGAAAAUCGAAAAACAGAAAAAAAAGUUGGUCAACUUCAUUGUCUAGGUACAUCGCCUCUAGCCAAGCCACUUUAUCAAAAAUAGAUGGAUGAGAACACAUUAUCGUAAGAAUUUUGUUGGAUUACACAAUGGAUACGGAGAUAGAGAUUUUUAGUGAGACAGUUUGGAUCCGUUGCGGCCACCGAUUCAACUACAGGUGGUUGCUUCAGGCCCUAUCACCUUCGCAGUAGGAGAGGCCAGAAACAAUGGUCGACUACUAUAUUAUUUUGGACGUAUCGCGUAGCGCAACAAGUGCCGAUAUAAAAAAGGCAUACAGAAAAUUAGCAUUAAAAUGGCAUCCUGACAAAAAUCCUGACAACUUGGACGAAGCAAAUAAGAAGUUUAAGGAAAUCUCCGAGGCGUACGAAGUCUUAAUCGAUGAUACUAAGAGAAGAACCUACGACCAGCGAUUGUAUCAGAAGGCGUCUUCAAGGCCAGGACGUGGAUUCACCUUCCGGAGUUUCUUUGAUUCUCCCUUCCAACGAUAUUUUGAAAAAAAGAGACGAGUUUACGAUCAACAUGGCAAAGAAGGUCUUCACAUGCCCGGUAGCAAGCGUCGCCACGAGGAUGAUUUCCAUGCUCAGUUCGGUGGAUCCUUUGUCUUCAGGGAUCCUGAGGAAGUUUUCAGGGAGUUUUUUGGCGGAACGCAUUUCGAAGAUCUCUUUGGUGGUUUUCCUGGAAGUGGUAGUCGUUAUGGCGUGAACAGACACAGCCAUCCAAGUAACACUCUGAGUACGCCAUUCUUCAGUCCACUUGGUAUAGGUUUCGGUUUGGAGGACCUGCUUGGUCGUAGCAUAGGUAACUUCACUUCGUUCAACACUUUCAGCAGCAAUUUCUCAGCUCCUAGUGGGGGAGCACCGGUUACAAGAACAAGAACAUCUACGAGAUUCAUCAACGGCAAGAAAAUUACUACUAAAAAAGUCUACGAAAACGGCAAGGAGACCAUUAUGUCCUACGAGAAUGACGUGUUGCAGUCCAUGACAGUGAACGGUGUGCCCCAGUCGAUAACAUUUUCUGAGGCCUCCACCAGCCGCCAGGACAAGGUUGACAGCACUGGUACCCAUGCGAGUCAUGGUAAUCAUGGUAGCUAUGGUACUCACACUACGCACGGAACCCAUGGUAGCCAUGGAGGCCAUGGUAAUCACACUAGCCAUCUUGGACAUAGCAACCAUACUAGCCAUACCAAUCAUCCCAGCCACGCGAGCCACACCACUCAUGGUUCAAAACCAUUCAACCAUAGCGACUACUUAACCAGGAUACGUGCACAUCCUACAUCACACGUAGCCACGAAACACGAGAAGAGUAAGCGGAAGUAAGCUUAGUGCUUGCUGCCGUUUUUUUUCUUUUUUCUUUUUGAAUUGAAACAAAAUCUUAUCGAUCGUGAAGAAUCACCUGCGACGGACCAAUUAACGAAAAUUCUACAAAGAUUCUAGACCCCGCACGCUCAUUUCAUCUAUUGAAACGUAUUACGGUAAUUUUCUAAUCUUUCUCUAAAGUCACUAAUUGGGUGAAGUCUUUAUUUUCGAGAUGACACUGGGCGAAAUUACAUUUUUUUUAAAUACUUUUUAGUUUCGUUUGACAAAAAAUAACAGACGUGGUCCGUUUCUUCGAACAAAAAAAAGCUUAUCGAAGCCUUUAAACUGUGUUUGUAAAAAGUUCCGAGCAAUCUGCGAUUAUCGCGUCACGUUUAAUUUGAUCGAUCAAUUGACGGGCAUUUCUUUUUAUUCUAAUAAUUCAUGGUGUACACGUUAGAGCUCUUGGAUACUCUUGUACCUUGGGUAGUACUGAAAAUGUACAUGACUUAACAGGGAUUAUAGGGAUGAAUGAAUCGCUGCGGUUAUGUUCCUUUAUUCGUCACAGACGCCAGUCGAGUAUCUUGUGCGUUAAUGAAGUAACUUGACAUGAAAAAAAGCCAACGAAAGUGUGUUUGAAAAAAUUUGUAACAUAAUUCGUAGCCAUAUUUUUUUCAAUUUGAAAAUAAAACGAACUUCUUUAGAAGGUUUUGAGAUUUUUCAAGAUGGCAAAUUUCUGAGUUACCGGGAAUGUAGGUGGGUGGGGGAGAGAAAGAGGAACAUAAAGGAAAAUUAAAAAUAUACAGGGACGCCAAAUUGCGACUCUUGGAAUACGCAUACGUUGCAUGCUCGCACCAUACACUUAGAAUAUUAAGUGCAUACAUUCUAACAACCAUCCUAAUUAUAGUAAUAUUGCGAUAAGCGACCACUUAAAUUAUUAUUAAUUAAUUUCGUUAAGGAUGCAUAUCUCGCCAUUAUGUGCGUACGAUUCGACCGAGCCAAUGGUCAUUGCUCGUACCUUAACGUUUUAUCCCUCUACUGUAUGUUCUCCUUAAGAAAUUAAUUCAUUACGUAUGUGUAUAUAAUGAUAAGGAUGAAAACUGUUAAGCUAAAAACAAAUACAUUAUUACUAUUCACUAAAUUA